AUGGGCAUAGAUGACAUCCCCAACUUCAAAGAUAAAGAAGAUCUAGGAGACGUAUUAACGCCAGUCAAUAUCAAAAGGUGGGAAGUGUUUGUAGAUGGAUCCUCAAACAAUGAAGGCGCAGGGAUUGGGGUAGUAAUCACAACACCAGCAGGACAAAGAAUGAUUCACGCAUUCAGAUUGGAGUUUGAAAAGCACACCAAUAACGUGGUUGAAUAUGAAGCUGUAGUGCAUGCUCUGAAGUUAAUAUUGGAAUUAGGAAUAUCAAAUGUCCGACUAACUAGUGAUUCACAGCUAGUGAUCAAACAGAUUGACCUCCAAUACCACACUUUAGACGAGACAAUGGAAGCAUAUAUGAAUAUGGUUCAAAAACUCGCGUCUCAAAUUGAAGACAUUACUUUUAGACACCUAUCUAGAAAAUACAAUAGACAUACAGAUGCCCUUGCAUUCAUAUCAUCCAUGCUGAGAGAUCCAGAAGUAGAGGAAAUAAAAAUUGGGAGGAUAUACGAACCAUCAAUCCAACAAACUCCACUUGUUGCAGUUACAGCUGAAAGUGAAGAUGAGGCCAUCAGAGAAUACAUACAUGAUGAAGCAGAUACGGAGAUGCCAGAUCCCGCACAAGAAAGAAUAACCCCGAAUAAUCCUAUCUAUCAUCCCGUAUCAGACUGGCAGAUACCAAUUCACUCUUUUCUAGAAGAUGAAACACUUCCUACGGGAUAUUUGGAGGCCAGAAAAGUCGCAAUGAAAGCAACUAACUACCAACUCCGAGAUGGGAUUCUGUACAAAAAAACCUUUUUAGGGCCAUUGUUACGAUGCUUAUCAAGAAGUGAAGGCUACGAAAUAUUGAAAGAUAUACACUAUGGGGAUGCAGCAAAUCAUGCAGCAAGAAGAUCACUAGCAUUAAAAUCCAAAGCACAAGGAUACUACUGGCCGACAAUGAAUGCCGAUGCUGCGGACAUGUCAAAAAGAUGCGAAGAAUGUCAGAGAUGGACUCGCAAGAUCAGAGCACCAACGACAGAACUGAAUUCGGUGUUAAGCCCAUGGCCGUUCUUGAAAUGGGGAAUAGAUAUAGUGGUGCCAUUUAUUCCAGGAACUAAAAAGAGGAAAUACCUCAUUGUAGCUGUUGAUUAUUUCACCAAGUGGGUUGAAGCAAAAGCAACGGCAAACAUUGCAGAUACUGACAUCUUCACGUUCGUUUUUCAGAAUAUAAUCUGCAAGUUUGGAAUUCCAGCAGAAAUAAUCACAGAUAAUGGUGCUCAAUUUAAAGGGAAACAAAUUAAGAUUCUGCUGGAGACUUUCAAAAUUCAGAUGCACAAAUCAACACCUAUUUACCCACAAAGCUACGGGCAGGUUGAAGCAGCUAAUAAAGUCAUAGUUCUCAAUAUUAAAAAGACCCUCGAUGGACACAAACAUAAUUGGUGCGAGCAACUACAUAACACACUCUGGGCGUACCGCACAACAAGAAGAGAACCAACGGGGGAAUCUCCAUUUCUGCUAACCUAUGGGGCAGAAGCUGUCAUACCAACAGAAAUCAUACUUCCAACGACAAAACCGAGGCAUGGAUGA
Papaver somniferum (opium poppy) is the source of this 1563-nucleotide messenger RNA. RefSeq lists its product as uncharacterized. NCBI's taxonomy places the organism in Eukaryota, Viridiplantae, Streptophyta, Magnoliopsida, Ranunculales, Papaveraceae. The record is from RefSeq and is a predicted model, not a curated record. Gene Ontology annotation, biological process: DNA integration. The coding region runs from base 1 to 1563 and encodes 520 amino acids. The transcript has a single exon. Gene Ontology annotation, molecular function: nucleic acid binding; RNA-DNA hybrid ribonuclease activity.